GGUUAAGCGCGGCUGUGACGCGGGCCCCGUCCCCGCCCACGGGCUGCCCGCAGGAGCUGUCAGCGGCCCCGGUGCGGCGCUGUCGCGGCGCUGUCGCGGCGCUGUCGCGGCGCUGUCGCGGCGCUGUCGCGGUGUCGCGGCCAUGGCGGGGCUGCUGCCGGCGCUGGUGGCGGUGUCGCAGAAGGCGGCGGAGGUGGCGCGGCUGUGCCGGGCGGAGGAGCCGCUCUUCCGGCUCCUGGUGGCCGAGAAGACGGGCCCCGAGCGCAACGCCCGCUUCCUGCGGGACUUCAAGACCCUGGCGGAUGUCCUGAUCCAGGAGGUCAUCAAGCACGACCUGGGGACACAGUUCCCCGAGCUCCGGGGGCACAUCCAUGGGGAGGAGUCCAGCGAGUUCAGGGACGUGCAGGGUGGCACGGUGACAGUGCGGGUCUGUGCCACCCCGGGGGACACGGCGGCCCUGCUGCUGGCCGUGCUGGGCCCCGAGCAGACGAGGGCGGCCGAGCUGCUGGCAGAGGCCGUGCACCAGGAGGUGACACUUGGGGACACGGAGCUGGACGGCGUCGACCCCGGAGUGUCCCCAGGGGACGUGGGAAUCUGGAUAGACCCCAUUGACUCCACCAACGAGUUCAUCGGGGGGCGCGAGGACGUGGCCGCCAUCGAUGGCAUCGCGCCCGGGGGGCUGCGCUCGGCCCUGGUGCUCGUGGGGGCCUUCGACCGCCACAGCGGGGUCCCCGUGCUGGGGGUCAUCAACGAGCCCUUCUUCCAGCGGGACCCCCAGACCCACAGGUGGCGGGGUCGCUACCACUGGGGGGGUGGCGCACGGCGACACGCGGCUGUGCUCGCUGUCCCCUCCGGUCCCGCGGCCGCGUCCCCCGUGGUGCUGAGCCGGGCCGAGGGCGCGGCGGUGCGGGGGGCUCUGGGCUCCCUGGGCGGGGGUCCCCCGCUCUUCGCCGCCGGGGCCGGUUACAAACUGCUGUGCGUGGCGCUGGGGCUGGCGGACGCCUUCGUGCUGUCGCAGGCCACCACGUUCGCCUGGGACUCGUGUGCCCCGCACGCCAUCCUGCGCGCCCUGGGCGGCGGCGUGGUGGCCUUGGAGGGGGCGCUGCGGGCACGGCGGGAGGGGGGCACCGGGGAGCCCCCCGAGCUGCUCUACCACCGGCCGGACCCGGGCCGGACCGGGCCCGAGCGCUGGGCCAACCGCGGGGGGCUCGUGGCCUUCGUGCACCCCCCGCACCUGCGGGCCGUGCUGGCCGCGCUGGGCGACCUGCCGGGCUUGUGACACGGCGGGGGUGGGGGGCGGGGGGCUGGGACCCCGGGAGGAGGGGGAUUUGGGGGGCUGGGACCCCGGGGUGGGGG
Molecule: messenger RNA, 1356 nt
Organism: Vidua macroura (Pin-tailed whydah)
Lineage: Eukaryota; Metazoa; Chordata; Aves; Passeriformes; Viduidae
Gene: INPP1
Product: inositol polyphosphate-1-phosphatase
Biological process (GO): phosphatidylinositol phosphate biosynthetic process
Molecular function (GO): inositol-1,4-bisphosphate 1-phosphatase activity
Source: RefSeq, a predicted model, not a curated record